AUGUUGUACUCAACUCCCGAGUCAUUGGAGCGAGGCGCUCACGUGCACUGUGAAACUUUGUGGGCCCCAUUGAGGCCACGGCUACGGUUGUGGGCCGAUUUUGCAAACAAUAACAUGGACUCUUCCAAAUUGGUGCAAUACGGGACCACAUUACAGAGUACCGUCUCGGGAUUCGGUCUCACAUUGAAGCAUUACGCGGAUCUCGCUGCUGCGUCGGUGGUUAUCACAAUCGCCUCAGCAGUGCAGAACUGUGUGCUUCCUCUCGGUGAACGGCUCGAGUUUCCCCGUUCCGCAUCGGAGCUCCUGUCUCAACCGCGAAGAACAAAGGCUGAUCCAAGGCGCGGGUCAGGAUCGCUGCACGAGUUUGCGAGCUGCUCUCCAUUCCGCGGAUCUCACCUCGACCACGCCUACGUGCACACGCUUCGCCUAAACUCAGCGCCCCCGUGUGCUGCCUUGUGUGUCGCAGUGCUGCUCUCCAUUCCGCGGAUCUCACCUCAACCACGCCUACGUGCACACGCUUCGCCUAAACUCAUCGCCCCCGUGUGCUGCCUUGUGUGUCGCAGUUUCCGGCAUCAACGGAUUGUCUCAACAUGGACAACAGGGCUAAGCACAGAUGUUGAUGGUGACCGCCCUUUCAAGUGCCCUGGUUGCCCAAAACGGCUUAGCACCUACGGAGCACUUGUCAGCCACGAGCGGAAGCACCGCAACACCUCGGCAGACGAUGCGCUGUUUGUGCCCACCACUCGGACUUUUAGUACUGGUCGGGGGGUUCUUGUGGAGGAGCACGUACCCUUAGUUCGAGUAGAUUCUCCUUUGCUGCCACCGUUGGAAGGGGAGGAUGUGGUAGAGGAUAGCGAUGAGGAGAGUGGGGGCUAA
Molecule: messenger RNA, 876 nt
Organism: Closterium sp. Yama58-4
Lineage: Eukaryota; Viridiplantae; Streptophyta; Zygnematophyceae; Desmidiales; Closteriaceae
Source: the annotation of a GenBank genome assembly